UAGAAUCACUUUUGGAUGGUUCUGAUAGUGGAAAGAUUUGCUGUUUUCAUAUAUUUCAUAUUCAAAGCUCUAUACACUUGAGAGAUGCUUUCUGCAAUUUUUUUUAUCUUUCGGUUACUGAGAAUAAUCUCGUUGUCUUCUGCUUACUAGUUGGCAUAGAUAUAUAUAUAGAGAGAGAGACCUGUUUUUUGGAAGAUUGAUCAUGGCUGGUGAGAAACGAUCAGAUUGUAGUAAAACUGCUAAACAAGAUAUGGUCACAAGAAAAAGUGGUAAUCCAUCAGGUGUUGUUACUUCUGGUGUCAAAGGUGGAAUUCAGAAAGUGUCUGUUCAAGAACAGGGGGCUUGUUAUCUUCCAACUAGCUAUUGUGAUUACUACUACCCAGGUUAUAAUGGGAAUUUCACACAGUUUGAUGACCAGGGGUAUAUAAGUGCUGGGGGUGGUCAAUAUGCUGGUUAUCAGCCUGAUGAUAGCUCAAUGCUAUAUUAUAUUCCGGCAUAUAUUCCUUAUACAGGGCCUUUUGUCGGUUUUGAUGGCCAGCAACCGCCAUAUUAUUGUCAGCAUCCUGUUUCUUAUGGAUCAUGGAAUCCAACAUAUGCUACAGACUUUUCAUAUGGAACAUCAGCUGGAAAGAAUACUUCAGUGAAAUCUAACGGUUACAACUCAGUUAAGUCGAGUAACACUACUAUUGCUACCAAAAUUUCGACCACACCAUUUGAAUCGAAAUCACGACAGUCUUCUCAGUUCCCGUCUAGUUUCAACAAAUCUAUGCUCCAUAGCCAACAUCAUCAACCGCUAAGGAAUUGGAGCAAGAUUAGUUCCGGUUACCCAUCAGCGGGGCAAGGGAUCUUUGUACAAAACAGUUCAACGAAUUACAGACCGAACCAUAAAGUUUGGAAUAGCAACAACAGAUAUAAGCCGAGAGAUGUAAACGGACAGUUCGAAUCCUCGGCGGAAUUAACUCGUGGUCCUCGGGUUCAGAUUAAUAGCAAUCCACCAAACAUGACAUUAGAGGAUAGCACAAUUGGGCUUUCGGGUUCUAUCCAGAGAGACAAAUAUAACUUGCAAGAUUUUGAGACUGAUUACAUCGAUGCAAGAUUCUACGUAAUCAAGUCGUACAGUGAAGAUGACGUUCAUAAGUGUAUCAAGUACGAUGUUUGGUCGAGUACACCGAAUGGAAAUAAGAAGUUAGACACUGCUUUUGAUGAAUCUGAAGCUAAAAUGAACAAAGCCCGGACCAAAUGCCCCAUCUUCCUCUUUUUCUCUGUGAACGGGAGUGGACAAUUUGUCGGUGUUGCUGAGAUGACGGGACAAGUUGAUUUUAAUAAGAACAUGGAUUUCUGGCAGCUUGAUAAAUGGAACGGUUUCUUCCCCGUCAAGUGGCAUAUUGUUAAGGAUGUUCCCAACGCUCAACUCAGGCAUAUCAUCCUUGAAAACAACGAGAAUAAGGAUGUAACUUACAGUCGAGACACACAAGAGAUUGGACUUAAACAAGGUCUAGAAAUGUUGAAGAUAUUUAAGAACUAUGAAGCAAAGACAUCGCUACUAGAUGACGUGACAUUCUAUGAGAAUCGACAAAAGUUGCAAAAUGCCAAAGGAAAGAGUAGCAAGAAUGUGGCUCCUGUUGUUGAACUUGUGAAAAACCUGUCUCUUAAUCCUCAACCGCCAAAGGGCUCUGGUACACUUUUGUAAAUCAAAAUGAGAGCCCUUUAUCAGUUCCAAAAUUUUAGAGUAGCAGGGCAGAGGUUAGUUUUAUGGAUCGAAGUCUGUUAUUUCUAUCUCUAUGUUUGGUUGUCACAAAAAGGAAAAAAAGAAUAGUUUUGUAUUAACUAGUUCUUAUGAUUUGUUUUGUUUGUUGGGUUUUCAGUUGAUUUGAUCAAACCAUGUUUUGCUUCUGUUUUUCUUUAUAAGAUUUGCUGUUUGUUUUGUUGGCUUAU
Molecule: messenger RNA, 1935 nt
Organism: Impatiens glandulifera
Lineage: Eukaryota; Viridiplantae; Streptophyta; Magnoliopsida; Ericales; Balsaminaceae
Product: YTH domain-containing protein ECT4-like
Exons: 7
Coding region: 203-1690 (495 amino acids)
Biological process (GO): mRNA destabilization
Cellular component (GO): cytoplasm
Molecular function (GO): mRNA binding
Source: RefSeq, a predicted model, not a curated record